Molecule: messenger RNA, 444 nt
Organism: Seminavis robusta
Lineage: Eukaryota; Bacillariophyta; Bacillariophyceae; Naviculales; Naviculaceae
Source: the annotation of a GenBank genome assembly
AUGAAUGUAGAAGAGCUUUUGAAAAAGCAGACCAGCAAGAAAAAGGAGGCGGCGGCCAGCAAGAAAACUGAGGUCGAUGACAGCGCGGAACUGGACGAGGCAGGAAAGAAAGAAAUCCAAGAUGUGAUUGCAAACAAUAAGAUCGUUGUGUUUAGCAAGAGCUAUUGCCCCUAUUGUCGCCAGGCAAAGAUGACCUUUAACUCCAUUGAUAAUCCAAAGCUCGAGUACAAGGUAGUAGAAAUGGACGAUGGCAGUCACAAUGGAUGGCAGGCCCACAUUUCUGAAAUUGCCAAGACAAUGGCACUGGAAUGCGCCAAGAACAACAACACAAAGAGUGUCCCGCAAAUCUUUAUCAAUCAAAAAUAUAUUGGUGGGGCUGAUGAUUUGGCAGAUCUCUAUGCCAACAAGAGUCUGGCGGAGAUGCUUGGAAGAGAAAUCAAGUAG